AUGGACAAUGGAGUCGUUCAUCUGGCACAUCCAAGUAGCAAAAAGACCAGUGAAGGCGCCGACUUUGUUAUUCCAAUGGAGUUUACGCAAGAGCAGAUUUUUUCAAAAGUAUCACCAAUCAUUACCAGCUGCAUAGACGGAUACAAUGUGUGUCUAUUUGCUUACGGUCACACUGGAAGUGGCAAGACCUACACUAUGGAGGUAGGCGGAAAUUUGCUUUUGACAUCAAUAUGUUUUGGUAAAUCAUGGUAAAU
Molecule: messenger RNA, 254 nt
Organism: Strongylus vulgaris
Lineage: Eukaryota; Metazoa; Nematoda; Chromadorea; Rhabditida; Strongylidae
Source: the annotation of a GenBank genome assembly